Molecule: messenger RNA, 273 nt
Organism: Penicillium longicatenatum
Lineage: Eukaryota; Fungi; Ascomycota; Eurotiomycetes; Eurotiales; Aspergillaceae
Exons: 2
Coding region: 1-273 (90 amino acids)
Source: RefSeq, a predicted model, not a curated record
AUGCCUCGCGGAGCCGAAUACGACAACGGAAUUCCUCAGUCCGACAACGCCAUUGAGGCCGGCGAGACCAAGGCCCACGGUGUCGGCAACGACAAUGCCCCUCUGAACCACACCCAGAAAGUCGCUCCCAUGCCCGAGGAGACCGGCUCGCACCGCGAUGUCCACCCCGGUUACACCGGUAUCCCUCAGAACCCCGAAGGCAGUGGUAAGGGCGGUCAUGAGCCCAAGACUUUGGGUGAAAACAAGGGCCUUGGUUCCCAGCCCGGCGUUUAA